Messenger RNA from Sinocyclocheilus rhinocerous, 1078 nucleotides. Its product is annotated as paired mesoderm homeobox protein 2-like. Gene Ontology annotation, biological process: regulation of transcription by RNA polymerase II. The record is from RefSeq and is a predicted model, not a curated record. The transcript has 3 exons. Lineage: Eukaryota; Metazoa; Chordata; Actinopteri; Cypriniformes; Cyprinidae. Bases 174 to 959 code for a protein of 261 amino acids. Gene Ontology annotation, molecular function: DNA-binding transcription factor activity, RNA polymerase II-specific; RNA polymerase II transcription regulatory region sequence-specific DNA binding.
CCUGACUCAGGUGAGAAAAGUUGUCUCUACUCUGGCUCUUCUAAGAAGUUCUCUUGCUGCUGGAUCUCUGGUUUGUUCUUCUGUAACACUUCAACGCCUAAAGAGACCAUCACGUACACACAUCUAUUUCUGGAGCUCUUUCUGGACCAAAAGGACCUUGCUGAACGUGGGCCAUGUUUGGCACUGGGCAUUUGGUGUCUUCUGCAGUCUUCCACUCUUCGGCUGCACACUUCUUCCCAGCAUUUCCCAGCAGGUUGACCUCACCGCAGAUCUUCAUCCCCGGGCCUCUGCUCAGCUACGAGCUCCUGCGCAGUUACCUGCAGCCCGAGCCCUGCAAACAGGCUCUGCUAUUGGCCGCUCAGUCCACAGGACAACAUGCUGAGAAUAUCGAUGAACCCCGGCCAGUGAAGCAGCGGCGAGCUCGGGCCAACUACAGCAGCUGGCAGCUGGAGGAGCUGGAGAAGGCCUUCGAGAGCACCCACUACCCAGACGUCUUCAUGAGAGAAGCCCUGGCCCUCAGACUGGACCUGAUAGAGGCCAGAGUGCAGGUGUGGUUCCAAAACCGCCGGGCUAAAAUGCGCAGGCAGAUGAAGCUCCAGAGUCAGGCAGGAGAGCAGUGCGGCCGGCGUGACAGUGACGACAGACAGGUAGAUUCGUCCAGCAGGAGCACAGCUCCAGAGCUCCACAGCAGCAGCAGCCCAGACUGGGACAGGAAACAGGAGAGAGGAAGCCCCACUUGUUCCAAACCCUCCUCAUCAGCUAUCCACAGCCCCGUGAGCGACAUGUUUCAGCGGCCUAGAGAUCAGGAGGGGUCAGAGGACUUCCGCUGCUGUAGCAUUGCCAAACUGAGGGCUAAGGCCAGGGACUAUGAGGCAGAGAUCCACAGCACUGUAGCCAAGGCCAGCAGAGAGAGGCAGAUGAAGACACGGGUAUCUGCCGCAGGCCUGGAAAGAGACUGAAACAGAUGCAGCCAUUAAACAUUACCUCAGUAUCACACAGGGCACAUUAAAAAUCCCAUUCAAUUCAUUAUUUAUUAUUAUGCACAAUUACACACGCAAUGAGGUUAAACAAUGUGACU